This is a messenger RNA of Ipomoea triloba (trilobed morning glory), 1755 nucleotides long. Its product is annotated as maltose excess protein 1-like, chloroplastic. Gene Ontology annotation, cellular component: chloroplast envelope. The coding region runs from base 343 to 1575 and encodes 410 amino acids. The transcript has 10 exons. NCBI's taxonomy places the organism in Eukaryota, Viridiplantae, Streptophyta, Magnoliopsida, Solanales, Convolvulaceae. Gene Ontology annotation, molecular function: maltose transmembrane transporter activity. The record is from RefSeq and is a predicted model, not a curated record.
ACCUUUUGUGGAUCAUGUAUCGCGAUUCGAGCUUAUGUGCAUCCUCUUGCGUAUAUGUAUAUGUAUAUGGAUGUUUGUUUAUAACUGAAUUUUACGUGUUUGAUCGAUGCUGAAGAAUUUGGGGAGUUCGAUUGUCAUCAUUUUAAUUUUCUCCUAAUUUGGAGUAGCCGUGCUUCUUGUUUGGCCCCCUCACCUUGGAGUUUGAUGUGGAUAUUUCUGGAGUUGUGUCUACAUUCUUCUUUUUGCCAUAUUUCACCCUUCCCCUGUGAAAUUGGUUUCCUUCAACUUUCUGUCUGCUAAAAGAAGUGCCUUGACAAAAAAAACUUGUAAACCUUUGUGUACAUGAGUUAUUCAAUGGCAUCUUUAUUGCUUCCCGUGCCUAAGGUGACCCUAUGCACCAGCCAACAUUCUAAUUGCUGCAUUUUGAGAAAUCAUGUCCAGCAACCUCGAUCAAGUCAUGCGCUCCAUCCAAUUAAACCUCAACCCAGUGAUGGGAUUAAUUUUAAGAAGUUUAUGUUCUUCAGUCCUUUAGUCUACCAUCACAAGCCCAAACCAGUCGCUGCACUGGAUUCAGAUAUACCUGGUUCCAUUGAUCAGGACUUGAAAAGUAGUGACAACUUUAAGCAAUGGGAUUCAUUGACUGCAAAGUUUGCAGGAGCUGCCAAUGUACCAUUUCUACUGUUGCAACUGCCCCAAAUCAUACUCAAUGCUCGUAAUCUUCUUGCAGGGAAUAAGUCUGCUUUGUUUGCUGUUCCAUGGCUGGGGAUGUUUACUGGACUACUAGGGAAUUUGUCUUUGCUAUCAUACUUCAUAAAGAAGAGGGAAAAGGAGGUGGCAGGGGUGCAGACAUUAGGAGUUAUAUCAACAUAUGUUGUAAUCUUACAGCUUGCUAUGGCUGGAGCUAUGCCUUUUCCUCAAUUUGUAGUGACAUCUUUUGUUGUUGCUUGUGGUCUUGUUAUAAAUUUCAUGAAUUACUUUUACUUGCUCAAUCCUGGACUUUGGCGCUAUUGGGAAGACUUUAUAACCAUUGCAGGCCUCUCUGCACUUCCACAAGUCAUGUGGUCAACCUUCCUCCCAUAUGUUCCAAACACAAUCUUGCCGGGUGCAAUAUCUUUUGUAAUGGCAGUGACAGCUGUGCUUAUGUCUCGCAUGGGUAAACUGUCAGAGCAAGGUGUCAAAUUCAUUGCAUCACUAUCUGGGUGGACUGCCACUCUUCUUUUUAUGUGGAUGCCGGUUGCACAAAUGUGGACAAAUAUUCUUAAUCCUGAUAACAUCAAGGGUUUAUCUGCUGUCUCAAUGUUGCUGGCCAUGAUUGGGAAUGGACUAAUGAUUCCUCGAGCACUCCUUACUCGGGACCUCAUGUGGUUCACAGGUUCUAGUUGGGCUUGCAUUUUUUAUGGAUGGGGAAAUCUUGUUUGCUUGUAUAGUUUUAAAGUCAUUAGCAAGGAAUUUUUCUUGGCUGCUACAGUUGGGUUUGUAGCAUGGAUAGUUAUGGCUUUCUGGAAAGAUACGCAAGUAUAUGGUUACAGGUCACCUUUGACAUCCUUGAAGAAAUUGGUUUCUGGUUCAAAAUAACUGGUGCUCCAAGAACAGAAUGCCAGUAUGAUAUUGCUUCAGUUUUGGCAGUUUAUUCUCGAGGAAACAGUCAGCUUUGCGAGAACCUAUUUUAGCAUUAGCCAAAAGUUUCAUUUCGCUUUGCUAUGUACAGUACACAUUAUCCUAAUAAUGCAAUCUUACAUGAUUUUGCAAGAGCUA